Ornithorhynchus anatinus (platypus) is the source of this 1296-nucleotide messenger RNA. It is a transcript of the gene ATP23, whose product is annotated as ATP23 metallopeptidase and ATP synthase assembly factor homolog. Gene Ontology annotation, molecular function: metalloendopeptidase activity. Gene Ontology annotation, biological process: mitochondrial proton-transporting ATP synthase complex assembly; mitochondrial protein processing. The coding region runs from base 1 to 909 and encodes 302 amino acids. The transcript is spliced from 8 exons. The record is from RefSeq and is a predicted model, not a curated record. Gene Ontology annotation, cellular component: extrinsic component of mitochondrial inner membrane. NCBI's taxonomy places the organism in Eukaryota, Metazoa, Chordata, Mammalia, Monotremata, Ornithorhynchidae.
AUGGUAACCCUAGCCCCGCCCCCUCCGCGGAACCAUGGCAACCUCGGCCCCGCCCCUCCGCGGAACCAUGGCCCCGCCCCCUCAGCCGCGGGGGGAACCAUGUGCCUGUCUGACACCGGGCCGCGGGCGGGCGGGGCCGACUCAACGAUUGGCUGUCUGGCAGCGGGCGGCUUUCCGAUUGGCCGUCUGGCCCGGGCGGCGGGUGGAGAGCGGCUCCCCGAUUGGCUGUCUGCUACCAACGGCUGGGAGCGGGAGCGGGAAGAGGGGGUCUCCCCGUCCCCCUCGUCCUUCCCCUCCCCCUCGUCCCCCCGGCACGCGCGGUGCGAGCUGCUGGCGGGCCGGGCGCUGCACACAAGUCCGUAUGCCGAGCUGCUCCUUGAGGCUAUGAGAACCUCCGGCUGUGCCGUUUACAGAGAUCGACACUUUUCCUGCGAAGACUGUGACGGCAACGUCAGUGGCGGUUUUGAUGCUUCGACAUCCCAGAUCGUUUUGUGCCAGAACAACAUCCGCAACCAAGGUCACAUGAACAGGGUGGUGACCCACGAGCUGAUUCACGCCUUUGACCACUGUCGUGCCCACGUCAACUGGUUCACCGACGUCAAACACUUAGCCUGUUCGGAGGUGAGAGCUGCUAACCUCAGUGGAGACUGCUCACUUGGAAAUGAACUCACCAGGUUUAAUUUUGGAUUCAAGAAACACCAUCAGACCUGUGUACGAGAGAGAGCCCUUCGCUCAAUUUUGGCCGUCAGAAAAGUUAGCAGAGAAGCCGCGGAAAAGGCCGUCGAUGAGGUGUUCGAUUCCUGCUUCAACGACCGCGAACCUUUCGGAAGAAUUCCCCACGGCAAGAAAGAUGCCAGAUUCGCUUACAGAGAUUUUCAGAAUCGCGAUCGCUAUUAUUCGAAUGUAUGACGACGGGCUCAACUUGACCGUUCGAAAAGAUGGUUCGGACUGCAACCCUGAAAUUUCCAUUUCCAUAGGGGUCACGUAUGACAGAGGCAGCUCCACCGAAGCCCCCAAAACAGAGUAAAAUAUCAGUACGUUUGGAAUUUUCCUCUUUUCAACAUGCUAGAUCUUCAGUACUUUGAGAAAUGUAAAAACAUUCCUUUCUUGUCACUCAGUGGCAACUUACCGUGUGCUUAGCACUGUUCUAAACACCGAGGAGAGUACAGUGGAGCUGGUAGGCGCGACCUCUGCCUUCAAAGAGCUUUGUUGUAUCUUAUUCCUGAGGUAAAUUAAAUUGGAGGAUUUUAUAGACUCUGUGAAACUUCUAAUAAAUGUUUUUGUCGCCUCACGUAA